CGACUCUUUGGUAUGCAUUAUUUUCGUUGUAUAUCCUUGCCUCAUUCGAUAUCCAGAUGAGCUUUUUGCGGCGGCUAGGUAAUGGCCUGAAGCGUCUGCGCUCCGGUACGACAGCAACAAGUCUUGUAGGAAAAGCAUCGCCCAUCCGACCUCGACCCGACCAGGAGUUUCUGCUCUACCAGAAAACACGGUUGCCGUGGUGGGUGAACUGGACUUAUGGAUUGCUCGGAUUGAAUAUCGUCUUUACCGCGUCGACAAUGGACCUUGUAUGGAACAACUGGACGAAAAUAUCCACGGAAAAGCCGGCGUAUGCUACUGACGACAAUGAUGAGAAGGACCACACCCAUCGUGUUCUCCGGUCAACCUGGGAGCGACUCUCCGUCGCCGCCUUGGUUUUCCUGUCGGGUUGUGUUACUACAGCCGUAGUCAUGCAAAUGCGCUCUUCAUACGUCCUCGCAUUCGAUAUCUUGGCUGACCAUGGACAGCGCAAUCUAUUCCUCCAGACCAUCCGGACAGGUCCAGCCAAAGGGCUCUCCCUCCCCUUCAAUAAAGCUUACUUGCUACCUGGCCGGAGCAAAAUGGAGUAUAUGAUUCGUGUAGAUGGGAAGCCUACGCGGUGGUACAUUCCAUUGGACGACAACUGCUUCAUUGAUGGAAAGAAGGUGUCCCUGCAGGAGGCGCGUGCAACUAUUGCGAAUACGUGGGGAUCGAAGAGGGUUUCGCAGGAGAUUGCAAACCCCUUCUUGAAGCGGUAGCAGAGGUUGUAUAUCUUGACGAAAAUCGAAAAUUUUCAUCGCUAUUACGACCGCAAGCAUCUCAAGAAAGGUUGUUUUCG
Molecule: messenger RNA, 835 nt
Organism: Desarmillaria tabescens
Lineage: Eukaryota; Fungi; Basidiomycota; Agaricomycetes; Agaricales; Physalacriaceae
Exons: 2
Coding region: 57-755 (232 amino acids)
Source: RefSeq, a predicted model, not a curated record